AUGCCUGUGCGAUUGGCUGCCGCGUCGCGGGCGGGCUUUUUGUUGCUGCAGAGUAGGGGUCUGGACCGGCAGAGUCUGGCCAGAGUGCGACGCUACGGAGCGCGAGGUGCCUUGAUCCCAAGCCCAAGGGUUGCGCCGUUCCGUUUCCCGCAUCGAGGACGCCAUGAUGGCGCGUCGAAUCCGAUUCCCCCAGCCUGCAUGAUGGGCUCGAUAGCGAUGUGGAUGGUCCCCGAAGCGGCGGAUGAAAGGGACAAUGACAUGGACAUUUCGCCUGUGCAUGUCAUGUCAUCUACCGCCUGUGACAGUCACUUUACAUGUCAAUACAACUACAGCACAAUCGCCGGGCUGCUCGUACCGACAGCAAGCACGAAGCACCGAGCGAGGUGUGCGCAAUCCAAGCUUGCGGCCCCCCCCCGGUCUGACCGUAUCGAAGCUCGUGACAACCCUGCCGUUGAAAGGCUUCCCAGCAGGUCCGAUGCCCACCUACCUGAUCAGCACUGGGUGAAUCAGCGAUUCAAUGCCAAGGGCCAGAUCGGUGUCUCUCGGUCUCUGUCAACUGCCAGUUCUCUGAGCCUGCCCAGGUACUGCCUUAACUGCGGCUCAUUGGACGCGCGGGCGGAGGGCCAUCGAGUCGAGUCGAGCCGAGUCAGGUCGAGCCCAGCAGCCCAGCAGCUAAAGCACUUGGCCUUCGUCACUGCUCGCAAGGACGGCGCAGGGCCCUCUUUGCGCUUUGCUGUGUCUGGCCGGCGUGGGUUGCGCGCAUGUCUUGGAAGCGAGGCAUCGAAACCAACGAACCACCCUGGCCGUUUGUUCUUGGGCUCUCCCACACCGAAGAGGCUUGCCGCGAGGAGGCUGCAUCGCAUCACCAGAGAGCCAUGCCGCAGGAAGGGCUUCCAGUGUGCAAGAUGGUCGAGAGAAGGUAUUAUUACUUCACUUCAUGCUCGUCCGUUGGUAUGCAAGGGCUUGUCGACAGAGCUUGCAGCCGCUUUGCAGCGCAGAGAAAUGGCUUCCACUUUGGUUGAAGAAGAAGAAGCGCCGCAAGAAGCCGACCUGCGUGUCCUAGCUCGCUGCGUGCUGAUGCCAGUGGCCAAGAAUUGCAGCAUCCGCCGCCCUUUGCGCGCCCGCUCGAGCCGUCCUCGUGGCCGUACCUUAUUAACGUUAGGUAAGCCACUCCUCCUCGGCUAUGGGCCACCUGCCAAGGUAGAGCCGGCAGAGAUUCCAGAAGACGCCGCUUUCGAAUACGAAAGUCGAGUUUGCCACUCCGGCGGUCGCAAUGGCAUCCUCGGGCUCUUGACUUGCCGAACAGGCCAAGAUGCCGUGCGGAAGCGGACGGCCUCACGGCGCAACCGACCCGGCUUCACUCCCCUCUUUGCUAAGAGCUCUGACUCGAGUUCGAUGGCCAGUCAUGCUGAUUACUUGACGACCGCCUCUGCCCCGGUUGAUUCGAUCGAAACGUCUCCGGGAACGUCGUACAAGAACUGGGUACUACCGUUAUUACCACAACAGAUCUCAUCGUGGAUCUUUGCGCUUCCUUCGUCUGACUCGCUGCGUCGCCAUGAGUCGCACGAGCUGGCAUUUCGAAUGCCUAUCCAGCGUACCUCAGGUACGAGACCCACGAGCUGGGAACACACCUGA
Molecule: messenger RNA, 1635 nt
Organism: Trichoderma reesei QM6a
Lineage: Eukaryota; Fungi; Ascomycota; Sordariomycetes; Hypocreales; Hypocreaceae
Exons: 10
Coding region: 1-1635 (544 amino acids)
Source: RefSeq, a predicted model, not a curated record